UAAAAUAAAUAUAUUUUACAGACUGUGCCCUAAUAAUAUCAAAAUGUCCGGAGCUGUGGCCAAUAUUGCUAAGAAGAUUGUCCCCCUCUUUGAUCGGGUUCUUGUUCAGAGAAUCGCUGCGGAAACAAAGUCUAAGGGCGGAAUUCUUAUCCCCGAGAAAGCCCAGUCCAAGGGUCUCGAGGGUACCGUGGUGGCAGUAGGACCUGGAGCAAGGAACGAUGCUGGAACCCACCUACCUAUGGCUGUAACAGUCGGCGACAAGGUUCUACUACCAGAAUUCGGAGGCGCAAAGAUGGAAAUUGAUGGAACAGAGUUCCAUCUGUUCCGUGAAACAGAUAUCAUUGCGAAGCUUCACGAAUAGAUCUACACCACAACAAUCCCUUAGUCGCAGCGCACCAACAUCAUGGACACGGGCUCAGUCCAGGCUGAAUACUGGGAGAUCUCAACACCUCGACGGAACCUGUUUCAUCCCUGUCUAGGUCUUCAGAUCUACCAGCUGGAUCCACUCUAGCAGUUUCAUUGCUAGGAUCCUUUUAUUCUCUCUCUUGUAAUAUUUUUAUAAUAAAUGCUCGACAGAUGAAA
Eurytemora carolleeae is the source of this 582-nucleotide messenger RNA. Its product is annotated as 10 kDa heat shock protein, mitochondrial. The transcript has 5 exons. NCBI's taxonomy places the organism in Eukaryota, Metazoa, Arthropoda, Copepoda, Calanoida, Temoridae. The record is from RefSeq and is a predicted model, not a curated record. Bases 44 to 361 code for a protein of 105 amino acids. Gene Ontology annotation, cellular component: mitochondrial matrix. Gene Ontology annotation, molecular function: protein folding chaperone; metal ion binding; protein-folding chaperone binding.